Molecule: messenger RNA, 295 nt
Organism: Sphaeroforma arctica JP610
Lineage: Eukaryota; Ichthyosporea; Ichthyophonida
Exons: 2
Source: RefSeq, a predicted model, not a curated record
AUGCAGGUGUAUACAUGUGCUCAGGCUUCCCAAUUAUUCACACAUGCGACUACUAAACCAUCACCGACACAGGUCAGUGAACUGGACUACAAAGCACGCAUCAAGACCAUUAUGGUGGACCAGCAGAGCACAGAGGGCAAGCCACCCUAUCGCAGGCGUACAUCCCAAGUUUCUGCCAAGACGAUGCAGAAGAAAAAUUCUCAAGCUCGGCUGCUGGAAGGGCGCGAAUACCCUUCAACCAAUGGGCGCGCAGGCACUGACAACAGUGUGUCACAACCCGGCCACUCGCAGUCAG